AUGACGUCUGGAGAAAGUGAAACGGUUAAGAAGCCCAGAAGAAGGUUUGUUGGCACCAAAAGUGGCGAAAGCGUCAGCACUAUAAAAAACGAGCAAGGCAACGAAAUUGUGGCGAAACCCAGAGCGAGGACUAAUGUGAGACGUGCUAUCAACCAAAUCCCAGAUGAGAUCUUGCAUGAUGAAGCUUUGAAUGAAGCCAUCAAAUUGCUGCCGUCAAACUACAAUUUCGAAAUCCAUAAGACCGUGUGGAAUAUUAAAAAACAUAAUGCGACGAGAGUCGCUCUUCAGAUGCCAGAAGGGCUUUUGAUUUAUGCUCUAGUGAUAAGCGACAUUCUAGAACAGUUUUGCAACUGCGAAAGCGUGGUUAUGGGCGAUGUUUCUUACGGUGCAUGCUGUAUCGACGAUUUUACGGCCAGGUCUUUGGACUGCGACUUCAUCGUGCACUAUGCCCACUCCUGUCUCGUUCCCAUCGAUCUCACACAAAUCAAGAUCCUGUAUGUUUUUGUGACCAUUAAUAUCGAUGAAACUCAUCUCAUCAAGACCCUGCAAAAAAACUUCGCUAGUGGCUCAAGGAUAGCCACGUUUGGUACCAUUCAGUUCAAUCCAACAAUUCACAGCAUCAAAGAAAAGCUUUUAAAUGCCGACAACGUUCUUUACGUCAUUCCACCUCAAAUAAAGCCCUUGUCAAGAGGAGAGGUCCUUGGCUGCACUUCCCAAAGGUUGGAAAAGGACCAGAUCGAUGCAAUGGUCUACAUAGGAGAUGGAAGAUUUCAUCUGGAAAGUGCAAUGAUUCACAACCCGGAAAUACCUGCUUAUCGCUACGAUCCUUAUAGCCGGAAAUUUACCAUAGAGAGGUACGACCAGAAACAGCUGGUGCAAGUGAGAACCGAUGCUCUUAAUAUCGCUAAGAAGGGCAAAACUUUUGGAUUGAUUUUAGGCGCUUUGGGUCGUCAAGGAAAUUUGGCGACGGUGAACAAUCUUGAGCAAAAACUGAAAGCAGCGGGUAAGACGGUGUGCAGAAUUAUCUUGAGUGAGAUUUUCCCCCAAAAACUGGCCAUGUUUGAUGACAUUGACGUUUUUGUUCAAGUGGCAUGUCCAAGGCUAUCGAUAGAUUGGGGAUAUGCAUUUAAUAAACCACUUCUCACACCCUAUGAGGCCAAUGUCCUACUAAAGCAGGACCGUAUGUUUAGUGAGGAAUACUACCCUAUGGACUACUACGAGGCAAAUGGCUAUGGUCGCGGUAAAAUUCCGUCUCAUUAG
Lachancea meyersii CBS 8951 is the source of this 1260-nucleotide messenger RNA. The record is from the annotation of a GenBank genome assembly. NCBI's taxonomy places the organism in Eukaryota, Fungi, Ascomycota, Saccharomycetes, Saccharomycetales, Saccharomycetaceae.